Sordaria macrospora k-hell is the source of this 1806-nucleotide messenger RNA. RefSeq lists its product as uncharacterized. Gene Ontology annotation, cellular component: nucleus. NCBI's taxonomy places the organism in Eukaryota, Fungi, Ascomycota, Sordariomycetes, Sordariales, Sordariaceae. Gene Ontology annotation, molecular function: ubiquitin binding; ubiquitin protein ligase binding. Gene Ontology annotation, biological process: ubiquitin-dependent protein catabolic process. The record is from RefSeq and is a predicted model, not a curated record.
AUGUUGUUGAGGUUACGCGGCCCCGAUGGCAUGUUCCGCCUGACGGUCGAGAAAGAUGACACCUUUGCGGAUCUUGGGCGUCAACUUCUUCCCAAACUUCCCCCGACCGUUGACCCGAAAACAGUUACACUUUCAAACCAUCCGACCGGCAGCGACGCCAAGAAUCUCAGCGAGGUAGCAAAGUUCAAGGUCGGCCAGGUUGGACUCAACCAUGGCGAUCUUAUCUUCGUCACAUACAAGCACAACGAUGCCGCGGCCGACGGUCCAGGCAACGGCGGCGAAGCCGCCAAAUCCAGCGUUUUAUCAUCUACAAACCGCCUCAACGGCAAACCGAUCCUACCUGCAGAAGACCUGCCCAUCGACCCGCCUGUGCUGCCGUCUCCGAAUGAACAUAUCAAGAACCCGUGGGAGACGGUGAGGCAGUCACCUUUGGAUGAUCGGCUAGACAAGCGCGGCGGCAAGAUCCCAAGGGGGCGCGAUCACAAGAUGUGUCGCCAUGGACCCAAGGGCAUGUGUGAUUACUGCAUGCCCCUCGAUCCAUUUAACGCCAAGUACCUCGAAGAGAAGAAGAUCAAGUAUAUGUCAGUACACGCAUACCUUCGCAAAAUCAACGGCGCAACAAACAGACCCGAGCUUGGUGCUUCGUUUAUUCCUCCUCUUGUCGAACCCUACUACAGAGUCAAGCGAGACUGCCCAUCCGGUCAUCCUCAGUGGCCUGAAGGUAUCUGCACAAAAUGCCAGCCCAGCGCCAUCACUCUCCAGCCCCAGGCAUUCAGAAUGGUGGACCACGUCGAGUUUGCGACGCCCCAGAUUAUCGACAAGUUCCUCAACCCCUGGCGUAUGACCGGAUGCCAACGGCUUGGUAUCCUCUACGGCAAAUAUCUUGAGUACGACGUUGUUCCGCUCGGUGUUAAGGCUGUCGUGGAAGCCAUCUAUGAGCCGCCGCAGGUUGAUGAAAUCGAUGGUGUUACUCUCAAUGUCUGGGAAAACGAGAAGGAUGUUAACGAGGUCGCGAGGCUGUGCGGUUUGGAACCCGUGGGCGUAAUCUGGACGGAUCUCCUCGAUUCUGGCAAGGGUGACGGAAGCGCCAUUUGCAAGAGACACACCGAUUCCUACUUCCUCGCAGCUCAGGAGAUCUGUUUUGCGGCGAGGUUCCAGGCACAGCAUCCGAAGGCUACCAAGUGGAGCGAUACAGGCCGGUUCGGCUCCAACUUUGUGACCUGUGUCAUCUCUGGCAACGAGGAGGGUGAAAUCUCAAUUUCAGCAUAUCAAAUGUCGAAUGAUGCGGUUGAGAUGGUCAGGGCUGACAUCAUUGAACCUUCCACGGACCCUGGUCAAAUGUUGGUGCGCGAAGAGGAGGAGGACGAUGGGUCGGUCAGCAGGACACGAUACAUCCCCGAAGUGUUCUAUCGCAAGAUCAACGAGUACGGAGCGAACGUCCAGGAGAAUGCGAAGCCCGCAUUCCCGGUCGAGUAUUUGUUCGUCACCUUGACUCACGGUUUCCCGGAAAGUCCGAAGCCGGUGUUUACGAACGACGGCUUCCCUAUCGCCAACCGCGAAUUUGUUGGGGAAGCCCAGGAAGCCUCGGCAGUAGCAAAGAUUCUUAAGGUGAACCAAAAGUCCGACCAGUUCGACGUUAGCAACUUCCACUUGCUCUGCUUCAUCCACCAAAUGAGCGUGCUAUCCAAGGAUGAAGAGGCACUCCUCUGCCGCGUAGCAACACAACAUGACCUUGCCGAUGCCUUCCAACUUCGGGCCACAGAGGGGUGGAGGACUCUGCACAUGAUUUUGGAAUCCACUGGCUGA